ACUAUAGUCUACACUGCAUCGGGGUACUGGGUGCACACAGCUAGGUCCGGGUGGAGACAAACCAGACAAGCUCUGGUAAAGGGCCCUUCAACUAGGCCUGAUAAAAACGAACACACGCUUGUCGUUUCACAAGUCUUUUCAUUUUCUUCUCCUUGGAGCGUCUCCUUGCCCUCUUGCUGCUGCAAAAAUGCCAUCGUUUGAAGAUCUCCUCAGCUUGGACAAUGCGGUGUUCUCCGCUUAUCUCUUCUACACUACGCUGAGCAUCGGAAAAACCUUGCUGGCAGCCAACGUGCUGAUUCCGCUAAAUCGCGUGACUGGACAUGUUUACCAAACUCCGGAGGACUACACAGCGUUUGCCACUCCGGCAACGAAGGAAGAUCCCAAGGCAGCCAGCCGCAUCGAUAAACUCCGAAAAAUAGUUGCCCAUGAUUUGGAGAACAUCGUUCCCUUCGCUAUCCUGGGUCUGCUCUAUAUGACAGUGCAGCCAUCACCAGCAGUAGCGAUAUGGCACUACCGCGUCUACGGCAUAUCGCGCCUCCUUCACACGCUCGUGUACGCUGCGGGCAUGCAGCCGGCACGCUUCCUCUGCUUCUUGCCGGGCUCUAUUGUCAACCACUCCAUGGUGGCGCAAAUUCUGUAUGCUCUGUGCACGCGCUGAGCAGCUUGGAGCUGCAUGUUUUGUCUCAGUGUGCAUGCGUGUUUGUUUUUUCAAAUUUGUUUGAUAGGAACAAUGGUUAGUGAAGCGUCA
Messenger RNA from Sycon ciliatum, 748 nucleotides. RefSeq names its product microsomal glutathione S-transferase 1-like. The record is from RefSeq and is a predicted model, not a curated record. The transcript has 3 exons. Gene Ontology annotation, cellular component: membrane. The coding region runs from base 188 to 658 and encodes 156 amino acids. NCBI's taxonomy places the organism in Eukaryota, Metazoa, Porifera, Calcarea, Leucosolenida, Sycettidae.